Molecule: messenger RNA, 1592 nt
Organism: Aphanomyces astaci
Lineage: Eukaryota; Oomycota; Saprolegniomycetes; Saprolegniales; Verrucalvaceae
Exons: 7
Coding region: 31-1395 (454 amino acids)
Biological process (GO): protein deneddylation
Cellular component (GO): COP9 signalosome
Molecular function (GO): protein binding
Source: RefSeq, a predicted model, not a curated record
AAACGAUUGAGUUCUGAUCGAUUUCCCACGAUGAGCGAUGACGAAGAGUACGAGUUUGAGUACAGCGACAACGACGACGAUGUAGACAUGGGGGACGACGAGAGUAGCCCGGAAGUGGCGAUGGAGAACAAGUACUACCUCGCCAAGGCUGUGCGCGACGAGAAGCAUCAUGACGAGAACGACGCCGUGGAAGCGGCGUUCCAACAAGUCCUCGACCUCGACGAGUUGGGCGAGUCGAUCUGGGGCUUUCGCGCGCUCAAGCAACUGAUUAAGUGGGAGAUCCGCCACAGCGAGUUGGAAAAGGCGAUGAAGCAUUACGAGCAGCUCCUGCAUCGCAUUGCCACGUCUGCCGUGAUCACACGCAACAUGGGCGAGAAAGGUGUGAACGGCGUCUUGGACUUUGUCUCUGCGCACCCCGUCGUGCCCACUAAUGCGUCCGGCACGUCCUCCGCGUCCUCAGACGACAGCGCGUGGGCGAUAUUACAGCAAUUUUACGAAACCACGUUGGCCACAUUGCAGCAAAAUGAGUCGCGCAAUGAGCGGCUGUGGUUUAAAACAAAUUUGAAGCUGGGCAAUCUCCUCUUUGACCGGCGGAUGGACUCGACCAAGCAAAGCAUGCAGUUGCUGCGCAUCGUCAAGGAGUUGCUAGCGUCAUGCGAGGCGAACGCGGCGGCGGUGGACGACGACGACGCUGCUACGACUGGAUUGAAGCACGACUCGCAGCUCCUCGAAGUAUACGCGCUGCAGAUCCAGCUCUACACGGUGCAAAAAGAUAACAAGAAGCUCGUGGAACUGUACGAAAAGGCGCUGCGUGUCAAACCUGGCGUCGCCCAUCCCCGGAUCGUGGGCGUGAUUCGAGAAUGCGGCGGAAAGAUGCACAUGAUGCAGGGCGACUGGGAACAAGCCCGCAAUGCGUUCUUUGAAGGGUUCAAGAAUUUUGACGAAGCGGGCGAAGCAAGGCGGUUGCAAUGCCUCAAGUAUUUGGUACUGGCAAAUAUGCUAGGCGAGUCCAAAAUCAAUGUAUUCGACUCGCAAGAAGCCAAGCCGUACGAACAGGCCAAAGAAAUUGUGGCCAUGACCCAACUUACGGAUGCGUUUAUGAACGACGACAUCAAACAAUUUGAGACUGUUUUGAAUCGACAUGGCCACUCGAUCAUGUCGGAUGGAUUUAUCAAACACUAUGUGGACAACCUCCUUCGCACGAUUCGCAGCAAGGUAGUACUCAAAGUGAUCAAACCCUAUCAAGUCGUGCGAUUGGCUUACAUUGCGUCGGAAUUGAAUGGCAUUGACCGUCAAGAAGUGGAGCACAUUCUUGCAGCUCUAGUUUUGGACGGUAAAGUCCAAGGUCGGAUUGAUCAAGUCAACGGCCUUCUCGUGCUGCGCCCGUACGUUUGAGUUUUCAUAAAUGUGAAUAAUUUUGACUCUUUUUGUUUAUUUUAAAUGUAAUUAGGCACAAAAGCGACGAAAAAUUAGUCGGGGCACUAAACCAGUGGACCCACUCGCUUGAAAAGUUGCGCCGCCAACUGCACGACAAACUGCUUCCCGAAGCAGCCUAAUUACUGGCAAUAAAUAUUGUGCAUUUCGCUCCAAUA